AUGGACGCAAACGCAAGAGACUUGUCGUACGAGGAGGCGCCGAAUAGAUCCAUUCUAGCUAGAGAAUGGAUUUUCCAAAAAAUUCUCCACUGCGUCGAGGGUGGCAAAGCCAAAGCUGCAGGUGUCUUGAUCAUUGGGAGUCCCGGCAGCGGCAAGACUACAACCCUCAAAGAGAUCGCCCACCCCGCUGAUUCAGAAUCCAGACAGGCGGAGCUCCACCGGCGGCUCGUCUCAAGAUAUCACUGUGAUGCUCAAGAAUUGAAGAGUCUGAGUGUUGUCAACUUUAUUCUUGAACUCGUCCGACAAUUGUCUGACUGUCCUCUGCUACCUGGAUAUCGAGCCAGGAUCGAAACCCCCGAAAUUUCGGCUCUACUCCAACCUUCAGAAAUCGAACGCUUCCCAGAUGAUGCCUUCAAGAAAGCUAUCCUGUUCCCUUUGGUGGAAAUCGAACCUCCGGACCAGAACUGUAUUCUCCUGGUGGACGGUAUGGACGAAAGGGGACCCGAUGUUGAACGAGUCGCGCAUUCCACGCACACUGCCCGAUCGACCUCAACAGUUGAAAACCCUCUCUGGAGUGAAACCGUUCCACAACUUUUAUCCGCACAUUAUCAUCUGUUCCCUCCCUGGCUGAUUCUAGUCUGCACCGCACGCCGCCAGAGUCGAACUCUCAGCAAAUUGUUCACCGGCUUCAGAAGAAUUGCUCUUGAUGAUUUGCGGAAAUCAAAUGUGGUCCGGGACAUGCAACAAUACAUCCUCAACAGACUCGACGCCGACGCAGGUCUGAGGAAACACUUGAGUCGCGAGAAUGCUGAGAUGUUGAAUUUACUUCAUAUCAAGAGCAACGGUUGCCUUCUCUACCUGGAGCAUGUGCUCGACGGAGUGGUGGACAAUAGUAUAGUCUUGCGCGAAAUCAGGGAUAUACCUGGGACUCUGAACGGGCUGUACUUGUGGUACUGUCAGCGGCUGUUCGGCUCGAAGCUCGAAUUCGAUAGCGAGGUUCGGCCCCUCUUGAGUCUCCUGUUGACAGCAACGAGACCUGUUCCUUUCGAGGAAGUGUACCAAUGCAUGUGGGCUUGGGAUUCGGAGAUCUCUCGGGACGGUUUGCUCAAAAAUAUAAAAAGACUGUCGAAAAUCAUCGUCUGCAUCCAAAGACGUCUGAAGAUAUUCCACCAAAGUUUUUCGGAUUGGCUGUGUGAUGUCAAACACUGUACACAACGUUUUCUGUGCAAGCCCCAAGUCGGUCACGCCAUCUGGUCUCUGCGGUACUCAAGGAAAAGCUCAGACCUAAGCGCAGAAGAAGCCGACGAUCUGUGGCACCAUCUCAGUCGGACCGGGAUCGCGCAACACUAUCGCGUCAUGUGGUUCAGUCAAUGCACAGGGGAACCACUAAAGGAGAGCAUCAUGUACGCCUCGGUCACCUCGAUAAAUGACAAUUUGAACAACAGCAUGGUGCUAGAGGACCGAGUCUUCCGAGCUUUGCUGGAAGCCAGCUCGGCGCCCAACAUGAAGCGGUUCCGAACGUGCGUGAGUGUGGACGACCUUGACGAUGAUCUCACAUCCGUAAGCGAGUUGGCAACCUCGAUGCUCGAAGAGAAUCAGCUGACCAUCGACCCCGAAGUCGUCGACGAGGUUGACCCGACUAGCGAGAGAACUCUGCUCCACACGGCGGCUAACGACGGGGAUUUGAAUCUCGUCGUGCGAUUGCUGGAGAUCGGAGCCGAGAUAGAACGCUCCGACCGAAAUGGACAGACCGCUCUGAAUCUCGCGGCGCGUCAAGGAUUCACCCAAAUCGUUGAAGUUCUCCUCAAAUCCGGUGCGGCCGUCGACCACGCGGAUCUCGACGGUUGGACCCCGCUGCGAUCGUCCGCUUGGGCAGGACACGCGGCAGUGGUUGACACUCUAUUGGAAUAUAAAGCUCAGGUUGAUCUCGCCGAUGCCGACGGACGAACGGCCUUGAGGGCGGCGUCCUGGGGAGGACACGAUGAAAUCGUGCUCAAGUUACUCAAGGCCGGAGCCGACGUGAAUGCCAAAGAUGCCGAGGGCCGAACCGCCCUCAUCGCUGCCGCCUACAUGGGUCAUUCAGCUAUUGUGGGUCACCUUCUGGACAACGGAGCUGAUAUCAAUCACGCCGAUAAGGACGGCCGGACAGCUCUGAGUGUGGCUGCUCUCUGCGUCCCCGCGUCCCAAGGCCACCAUUCGGCGGUCGUAUCGCUACUCCUGGAGCGAGGCGCCGAAGUGGACCACCGAGAUUCUGAGGGCAUGACCGCACUUCUAGUAGCGGCUUUCGAAGGACAUUCCGAAGUAUGUGAGCUCUUGCUCGAAGGAGGCGCGGAUGUUGAUCAUGUUGACUCGACGGGACGAACACCCUUAUUCGCGGCUGCUUCAAUGGGACACGCUCAUGUUGUAAAUCGUCUCCUGUUCUGGGGAGCGUACGUGGAUUCGAUCGAUUCCGAGGGUCGGACAGUUCUCUCUGUGGCAGCCGCCCAAGGAAACCCGAAAACUGUUGAAUGCCUACUGGAUAGGGGGCUCGAUGAGUUGCACAGAGAUAAUGCGGGUUGGACAGCUCUCCAUUACGGAGCUUUUGAGGGACACGUUCUCGUUUGCCAAUUAAUUAUGCGAGCUGGCGCAAAACCCAGCGAAGUCGACACCGAUGGACGUACUCCGUUGAUCUUGUCGGCUCAGGAAGGUCAUACGGAAUGUGUGCAUCUGUUUGUGGAAUGUUGUCCAAAGAUUUUGGAACACAGGAGUCACGACGGGCGCACUGCGCUCAGAAUGGCCGCUAUGGAAGGCCACAGGGAGACCGUGAAUCUACUGCUAAGUCAUGGCGCCAACGUGAAUUACAAGGAUGCUGAUGGUCGGACGACAUUGUAUUUGUUGGCCUUGGAAGACAAUGUCGCAAUGAUCGAUCACCUCAUUGAUCACAACGCCGACAUCGAAGCUGUCGAUUUGGAGGGACGAACCGCGUUGCAUGUUGCCGCCUGGCAAGGACACAAGCAAGUUGUGGAUUUGCUCCUUCGUCGAGGAGCUGAAGUUGACGCAGUGGAUCGGGAAAAACGGACAGCCCUGCAAUCGGCCGCCUGGCAGGGUCAUGCCGAGGUAGUGGCCCUACUAUUGGAGAAAGGUUCCCAAGUUAAUCAUGUCUGCAAUCAGGGAGCUUCCGCCCUGGGCAUUGCGGCUCAGGAAGGCCAUGUUCAAGUUGUCCAGGUUCUGCUCUCCCACGGGGCGGAUGUUCUUCAUACCGAUUUGUGCGGACGAACACCCGCUAGAGUAGCGUUGAAAGCCGGUCAUGCUGACGUGGCUGCGAUAAUCGAGAGCCACGGAGGGAACACUCAGAGUGGUCAAAGCUCUUCCUCGAAUAUCAGCGGAGAUGGCAUGCCCCGAGCGGUGCCCAGGACUCUCCUCCAGCCAGCCAACAGGGACAGUUUCACGGAAUCGGUGACCACCGGCAGCGAAUCUGGGACGGCAGAACGGAACGUGAGCUUCACUGCCAUGAUACAACGCCGCGCAUCGCAAAGCGGAAGCGCGUGUCCAAAUCGGGAACAAGGAUCGAGCUUCCAGAAGCUCCGGAGAACCAAAAUCGUCACCAAUCCAAACUUUAUCGGAAGUGGCAAUGUGAAGAAACGCGAUCAACUCAUUUAGUGUCAGGGAGUCCCCGUUCUCCCGAAUCUAGCUCCCAGCUGAAGCUAUUGACGAGGCCGGACUGUUGUGCCGCUGGGGGAAUCGGGGUCUCGGAUUCCUUUCGGCGGGAACAUUUUCGAGGAAUUACUAGUGGGCAGAGAGUGCGGCGGGUGAUUUUGUGCUUUGCAUUCCUCAGCUAUCGAUAAGAAGGGAGAUUUUAGCUCGAUUUGCCAUUGAAUCCUGCAUAUCAGCUGCGAGCAGCAUAUCAUCGAGGGCUGGCACCGAUUAGCUGAUCAGGAAUAUACCUACCUUCCAUUCUGGGUCCAUUUUGUGGGAACCAUUGAAGGUAUCAGCUCCUGAUCGGGAACGCCUCCAGUAUCGCGGAAUGGUUUUUGAGGGAGCAAGGAGCAAUCUUCCCCAUUCCAAGGAUGCUAAUCUUGAUGAUUUUCAUUUGGGUUGUAAUUUAUAGAUUUGUACGACUUGACACUGCUUGUAUCUACGUUCCCAAAGCGUAAGCUCCUAUGAGAGGAUUGUUUGCUGUAUUUUGUAUAGGCCCGACGCAGAACGAG
Messenger RNA from Galendromus occidentalis (western predatory mite), 4187 nucleotides. RefSeq names its product ankyrin repeat domain-containing protein 50. Lineage: Eukaryota; Metazoa; Arthropoda; Arachnida; Mesostigmata; Phytoseiidae. The transcript is spliced from 14 exons. The record is from RefSeq and is a predicted model, not a curated record. Bases 1 to 3639 code for a protein of 1212 amino acids. Gene Ontology annotation, molecular function: protein binding.